GAGUUCAACAGGGUGUUUGGAUCUGGAUGGUUUCUGCUUACAGUUGGGAGGGAUAAGUGAUCAGUGAUCUUUCAUCCUGAGCGUCAGUCGGGGCGGCUCUCUCUGCGCUUUUCUUUCCUCUUGUGGUCUCUCUCGAUCUACUCUCUACAUUUCUUUGCCCGUCUCUCCCUGAUUUAUAUCCCUCAACCAUGGCUCCGAGCCUGGCCACGGCGUUCGCCCGGCGCUGGUGGAUGGCAGUGACUUCUAUCAUUGAGAAUCUGCUCUUCUCCGCCGUGCUACUUGGAUGGGGAUCGCUCCUCAUCAUGCUCAAGUCCGAAGGCUUCUACUCUUACCUUUGCAACGAAGAAGGCUUCAACAGUUCCAGCUACAAUCAGUCCCUACCCCUAGCAACGCCGACACCCGAUGACUAUGCUGACUACUAUGAAAGUGAGGGUGACGGGGUUGGUCUGGGAGAUGGAGUGGAGAUGAGGCCCCUGGUCCCUAUGGAUGGGCCCCUGAGGAUGAACGGCUGGCUGAUUUGUAAAGAACAGGAUGAGAUGCUGAACCUGGCGUUCACAGUGGGCUCCUUCCUGCUCUCGGCCAUCACACUGCCAUUGGGGAUCGUCAUGGAUAAAUAUGGGCCUCGCAAGCUCCGACUGCUCGGCAGCACGUGUUUUGGAUUGUCCUGUCUACUCAUUGCUUAUGGAUCCUACAAUCCAAAUGAACUCUCCGUCCUGAUCUUCAUUGCCCUGACUUUUAAUGGCUUUGGGGGCAUGUGCAUGACCUUCACCUCUCUCACACUCCCUAACAUGUUUGGGGACCUCCGUUCCACCUUCAUCGCCCUGAUGAUUGGCUCCUAUGCCUCCUCCGCUGUCACCUUCCCUGGUGUCAAGGUGAUCUACGACCUUGGCGUAGCUUUCAUUACUAUCCUGGUGGUGUGGGCUGCAUGUGCUGGAGUGGUCUUCUUGAACUGCUUCUUGAACUGGCCAAUGGAGCCUUUCCCAGGACCAGAAGACAUGGACUACAGUGUGAAGAUCAAGUUCAGCUGGCUGGGCUUCGACCAUAAAAUCACAGGGAAGCAGUUCUAUAACCAAGUGACCACAGUGGGACGUCGUCUAAGUGUGGGCGACAACCUGAAGCAGAAGGAUCUGGCCAAUAAGGACGGAAACAAGCUCUGCCUCUCCACCAUGGACCUGGAAAUAAAGAGCAAUACAAAAGAAGAGUCCCAGUCAUUCUUAAAAACCAUCAUCAGCCCAAUCUUCCUGCUCAGUCUGGUGACCAUGUCCGUCACUCAGCUCCGUCUCUUGUUCUACAUGGGGGCCAUGAACAGCGUUCUGGAGUCGCUCAGUGAUGGAGACCUCAACACAGUGGGUCUGUACUCCUCCAUCUUCGGCAUACUGCAGCUGCUUUGCCUGAUGACCACUCCUGUGAUUGGUCAGAUCAUGGACUGGAAGCUGAAGGACUGUGAUGAUGGAGAGGAGGAAAAGGAGCCCUGCAGCAAGGGGGAGACAAAGAUUAAGCGCAGAGACAAAAAAACCCAGAAGGUGACCAAUGCCUUGCGAGCGUUCCUCCUCACAAACGUCCUUUUAGUGGGAUUUGGGAUCACUUGCCUGGUGCCCAAUCUCCCCGUACAGAUUGUGUCAUUUGUCUUACACACUGUGGUGAGAGGAUUCCUUCACUCAGCGGUUGGGGGCCUCUAUGCCGCUGUGUAUCCCUCCUCGCUGUUUGGAAGUCUAACGGGCAUGCAGUCGCUGGUCAGCGCUGUGUUUGCUCUACUGCAGCAACCCCUGUUUCUGGCUAUGAUGGGACCCUUGGAGGGAGACCCAUUCUGGGUAAAUAUUGGACUCUUUGGUCUGAGUAUGCUGGGCUUCUUGCUGCCUCUCUACCUGAUCUGCUACAGACGGACGCUCUACAGACAGCAACAGCAAAAGGAGGACAACGCUAAGAUCUACAUCAAAAUCAACGGCUCUGACAUCCCAGAGGCCUACGUCUAGAGACAAGUCAAUGCAGAGAAAUUGAGAAACUACAUAGAAUAAGACUUUUAAACCUACUGUGUAAUUGUCAUAGGUCCCGAGUACACACGCAAACAGACUGUCGUGUCAUUUUUCCAAACUGUGAACCGAGAUAAACUGAUGCUGCGGUUGUCACAGAAACAGAUCAGUCGGACAGUCGCUAAGGAGGACAGUGAAACGGAGGGGGAAAGAAAAAACAAGAGGAAAGACUGUGAAAGGAAAGAGGCAUGAGCCCUCUGCAUCUCCCCCAAAUCCUCUGUCUUCUCUUUUUUAUUCCCUCCUCGCUGAGCAACACAUCAGUGCAAAUCCGUUCCACAUAGGACUGUUUUAAUAAUCCCCAAAUUAACAGAAAAGGAGUUUGUUUAGCUCAUGAACAUCCUCCAUGUGACAGCAUCAAGACUACUAAACAUCACCCUCAAAAUGACCUCAUCAUUAUUAGUUAUUAUCUCAUAUGUUGACGUUAUAUCACCCUGAUUGUAAAUCCCAUAACAUGGUGCUACCAGUCUAUUCAUCAGCUGGAUUUUUGAUAUAUGGUGCAAGUGUGGACUAUAUGGCAUUAAUGAGCGACAGGAAGGAGAGAAAAACCUUAUUGUUGAAGAGACUCGUGAUGAUACAUUAUGGGGCUGGCUUGUUUUCUUUUUUUUUACCAGGCUAACAUCUUAUUAUAGUGUAAAAUGGCUGUAGCCUAGAAUAUACCAUAGUAUGGAUGAAUGUCAGUGUUUUUUAGGGCUGCAUCGUGAAAGAGGGGCAUCAAAUCUAACUGCGGUAUGUUCUGCUAAAAGCAAAAUGUUCACGUACGUUUAGAAGUAUUUAUUUUAUUUCUUGCUUUCUUUAGUUUUUUUUUUAUAUGUUAAGUUUACCGGGAUUGCCUUGUGAAUAUACUUUUGUGUAAAAGAAAAGAUUUACACAUAUCAGUGAAAAUAGUUUCCCCAUCAUGUUCUCCAUUCAGUGUAUCCAUAAACGCAUCAUCAUCAUCAUUCACCGAUACUGUUCAGCACUUUAUACCCUGUGAACCUCUUUACAGUGAAUUCCACACACAUCACACAGCUCAUUUCAGCACUUCUCUCCUGAUGCCUCUGGAGAAAUAGUACCACUUUCAUUUUGGGCUCCUCCUACCUUCUUACAUGUAUUUAUUUCAUUUUGCGUUCACUUUUCAUCCCGUAUUUAAAUCAUGCUGUGCUGACAACGUGUCAUAUGUCUGAUCGUAUACUGUUGUUCGCAUAGAGCUCUUUCUUCUACAGCUCAAGAUAAUGUAGAUAUGUUGGGUCGUGCAGGCCUUCCUUUUUGGAAAAUGGAAGAAUUUGUGGGAGUUAAUAAAGAUGAGUUGAUCUCUUG
Cyclopterus lumpus (lumpfish) is the source of this 3326-nucleotide messenger RNA. It is a transcript of the gene slc43a2b, whose product is annotated as solute carrier family 43 member 2b. Bases 189 to 1973 code for a protein of 594 amino acids. The record is from RefSeq and is a predicted model, not a curated record. Gene Ontology annotation, molecular function: L-amino acid transmembrane transporter activity; neutral L-amino acid transmembrane transporter activity. The transcript has 14 exons. Lineage: Eukaryota; Metazoa; Chordata; Actinopteri; Perciformes; Cyclopteridae. Gene Ontology annotation, biological process: transmembrane transport; neutral amino acid transport.